Molecule: messenger RNA, 728 nt
Organism: Lolium rigidum
Lineage: Eukaryota; Viridiplantae; Streptophyta; Magnoliopsida; Poales; Poaceae
Exons: 3
Coding region: 139-462 (107 amino acids)
Biological process (GO): vacuolar proton-transporting V-type ATPase complex assembly
Cellular component (GO): endoplasmic reticulum membrane
Source: RefSeq, a predicted model, not a curated record
CUCUGGCUUGUUCUUCAUUGUCCCUGCGACGCGCAUCCCCAGAUCGCCUUCUCUCCUUACCCUGGUGCGAGGGCAGGCCGUGCUCGCGUCGUCCGCGCCAAAUCCUCCCCGCAGUCAACAUUCCCGUUAGGAGAAGCGAUGUCGACAGUGAUCACAAAGUUCGCGGUUACGUCUAUGCUGAUGUGGAUGGUCCCAGUUGCAAUCGUCUAUGGAUUUAACCACCAGAUCUUUCCAGGUGUCGGCCAGCUUUCGCCCUCGGCGCAGACCUUGGCCAGUGGAUUCCUCGCUGUCAUCUCGGUCAACCUGGUGAUCGGCUUUUACAUAUACAUGGCCAUGAAGGAGACUCCCCAUCAAGAGCCGCAGCCUGACCCUACCUUUCUGGCGAACGCCAAAGCGAGCAUCAACCAGCCUACAUCUUCGCAAGUGAGUGACGAUUCCCAUGGGAAGGGAAAGGUGGAGUAGGCAGUAGGGCACCUUCACUUGGUUUUUUGUCCCCUUGAUGCACAUGCUAUCAGGAAUCAAUUGUGUUAUGUGUGCUUAUGUAAUAGUAAGCGUGUCCUUUUAGUUUGAUGGAUGUAGUUGCUGAAUCUUUUCAGAACUGGAGGUAUAUUGUGAUGAAUCUUGUGUACCAGUUAUCAGUAGGUACUGUGUUCAACUUGUUAAUUUUGUUACGAUGUUGAGAAAGACCACUCUUGUGAUCAUAAUCGAGAAUCUACUUUCACUGAUUA